This is a messenger RNA of Aphidius gifuensis, 2266 nucleotides long. Its product is annotated as bromodomain adjacent to zinc finger domain protein 2B-like. The record is from RefSeq and is a predicted model, not a curated record. Bases 206 to 2197 code for a protein of 663 amino acids. NCBI's taxonomy places the organism in Eukaryota, Metazoa, Arthropoda, Insecta, Hymenoptera, Braconidae. The transcript has 5 exons.
AGUUGGACAUUGGCCUCCGUAAGAUUAAGAGUUAAAUUGUUAGCUCGAAAAAAAAAAAAAAAAAAAAUUGAAAAUAAAAAAACAAUUAACCUGUGUUUCCAGCAAAAAAAAAAAAAAAAAAUCAAAAGAUAAAAAAAAUUCAAAAAAUAAAUAUAAAAAUAAUUACAUCCUCUUCUAAAUUUUGGUUUUAACAAUAAGCUUAAUAAUGCGUUUGUCAACGGUUUGUGAAUUACUAUUGAUAUUUCUUAUCAUUGCAUUUGGUGCAUAUGGAAGAGUCAUUGAACGUAAUGGAGAUAAACCAAGACAAAUAGCAAAAUCAUUAAACAAUGAUAAAAACAUAGGUGUGUCAUUGAUGUCACUUAAAGAUGCAACUGAAAAUGUCAACAAAUAUUGUCAAUGUGAUGGAAUUGAAUGUACAUGUUGUCGUGCAUUUCCUUUAAUUGGUAUUAAUAUAUUAAAAAAUGAAGGAUGUGCAGUAUUAAAAUAUGUUGAAAAUAACAGUCUUAAAGUACAAUUAAAAUAUGGAGGAAGAGAAUUAGCAACAAGAGUUAUUAAGGGUAAAUCACCAGCACCAAUUUGCAUACCAUUACCAGGUGGUUUUAGUGACUUUUGUGCUAAAGUUUAUUCAAUAAAACGUGAAGAAAAUAAUCAAUUUAAAGCUUGUCUUGGUCUUGAAUUAAAAUCUGGUGGUGAUGUUGAAGCAGCAGUACGAGUUAGCUGUUUUCGUUUUGGUCAAGAAGGAAUAAAACAACUUCCAGCUGAAGAUUUUCCAAUAAUAGCAACAUCACCAAAACCAGCUGCUGAUGAUGAUGAUGAUUAUUUCAGUUUUGUUGAUGAUGACGAUGAUGAUGAUGAUGAUGAUGAAGAUGAUGACGAUGAAGAUUCAGAUGACAGUGAAGCACCAGUUAAAGAUAAUGUUGAAACACCACAAAAACCAGAUACUGAUGAGGAUGAAGAUGAUGACGAUGAAGAUGAUGAUGAUGAUCUUGGUCUUGGUGAUAUUAGUGAAAUAUUUGAUUUCUUUACUGGUGGCGAUGAUAAUAAGAAAAAACCAUCAUCAACAACAACAACAUCACCAUUUAUCAUUUCAACUGUUACAAAACAACCUGCUGUAUCAGCACCAUCAUCAACAUCAACAGCAAAUAAUAAAAAACCAGUAAUUACAACAUCAACAUCAUCAACAACAAAAACAACAACAACUCAACAACCACCAAAAGCAACAACUAAUAAACCAGAUAAAAAACAAGAUAAUAAAACAGAAAAAAUUCCAGAUAAAAAACAAGAAACAAUAACAGAAAAAAUUCCAGAAAAAACUCCUGAAAUAACAACAGAAAUUGCAUUAGAAACAACAACAGUACAUCAGGAUAAUGAUAUAACAACUGAACAAACAUUUGAUAAUACAACACCAAAAGAAGUUGGUGAUGGUUUAGUAACUGAAGAAUCAAGCACAACUGAUACAAGUAAUCCAACAGAAUCAACACUUGAAACUACAACUUUUAUAUCAGAAAAAAUUGAAGAAAAACCAAUAAAAGGAUCAGAAAGUGUUGUUGAUAUUGUAACAGCAAAACCUGAAAUACCAGCAAUGGUUGUUAAAAAAAUAAUUCUUGGUACACAUAAAAAAGCAAGUGCAGGAUCAAGUAAUUUAAAUAAAAUUGAAAAUGACAAACAAAAACCAUUGAUAAAACCAACAAAGGCUGAUUCAACACCAGUACAACAAGUUACACCAACAAAUAACAAUGAUAUUAUUGAUCUUGGUGAAUUAGUUGGUUUAACUGAUGAUGAAGAAACUGAAUCAAUCGAGGAUAAUGAUGAUGAUGAUGAUGAAGAAAAUGAAGAUAAGAGUAAUGAAGAAGAAAAAGAUGAAAAUGUUGAAGUUGGAGAAACAAAUAAACCAGAUAAUGAUGAUGAUGACGAGGAAGAAGCUGAUAUAUUAGAUAGUCUUGAUGAUGACAGUGAAGAACAAGAAGUUAAUGCUGCAAUAAAUGCAAUUGUUGGUACUGAUAAUAAUAAAAAUAAAAAUAACAAUAAUAAUAAAAUAAAAAUUAAUGAUAAAAUAAGCGAUAAAGUUGCUGAUAAUAUGGCAUCAAAACCAGAAGAUGAUGAUGCUGAUUAUGGUAUGAAUCUUGCUGAAUUUAUGGCAAGAGGUAGGCAUAUUAAUCAUGGAAGAUCACGACAGAGUAAAGUAAUGCGACUUUAAAUUAUUUUUAAACAAAGAAAUAAAUCAAAACAAAAAAUAAUAAAAAGUAAUUUAUAAAUUUAGAUUUUA